CAUGACACGUGCAUCUGAGAGCAAUAAAACGAGAAAAAUAAAGGAGAGGUUAUACCAAACAAAACUUGGAGAUCCAAUUACAAUUUACAAAUCCAAAGAACCUCUCCUUCCAUUCCAUUUCUUUCAUUCUCUCUUUCAAAGGAAUCCAAAAUCCACCCCAAAAUAUAUCCCCUAUUCUUAUUUUUAUUCCAAUUUUUCAAAUAUCCUCGUUCAAUUUCAUUACUUUUGAGAAGUUCCCAUCAAUAUCCGUUUUUUUCUUUUUGGUUUUAUGAGAUGAAGUUUUAUGCACAAAUUUCUCUCCACAACAAACCCAUCAUCAUAGCAUAUGGAAGACAAUGAAAACACCACUCAGAAGUUACUUGAAAGUUCUUGUCGAACUGAGUAAGCUUGUAUUGGUCGUUAAUGGGUAACGUUUAAGAAAUGUAGGCUUCGUUUGAUCACUGAUAUGGAUUACUACAAAAUUUUGGAGGUUGAUUAUGAUGCAACAGACGAGAAGAUAAGAUUAAAUUACCGAAUGCUUGCACUGAAGUGGCAUCCUGAUAAGCACCUGGGUGAUAGUGCAGUUACCGCCAAAUUUCAAGAUAUCAAUGAAGCUUAUAAAGUGUUGAGUGAUCCAGCUAAACGAUUUGAUUAUGAUUUAACUGGAAUACAUGAGAUUGAUAAGUAUACUGUGCGGGAAUAUCUUGCCAGAUUUAAAGGAAUGAUACUUACGUGCAAUGGGCUUGGUAUCAGUAAUACAUCAACAUGGACCCAGCAACUGACUGAAACCAAAGACUUAGCAGAAAAAUAGGGUGCGAUUCCAGCCUUGAACCUAUGGAUGAAAGCAUGGAUACCAUGGUGUGAAAACAACGUUGGAACAAUCAAGUAAUCUAUAGAUGCAGGUGGAGCUGUUUGCCAUGUUCCAUUACAGAUGAAAAUGUUAACAAUCAAGAAGAUGAACUCAAUUGGAUUCACAUACACUGUUUUAGUUCAGUCUUCACAGGAAAACUUUGCAUUCUUAGGUCAGAUUGUUUUCAUGGGAGCCCACAGUUCUUAGAUGUAAAAUGACGAAGAUACAAGAUCUUUAGCACCCAUGGGUCAUUCUUAAUAACAAGAUGAUUGUUUUUACCAA
Populus nigra (black poplar) is the source of this 1111-nucleotide messenger RNA. RefSeq lists its product as uncharacterized. The transcript has 8 exons. Lineage: Eukaryota; Viridiplantae; Streptophyta; Magnoliopsida; Malpighiales; Salicaceae. Gene Ontology annotation, cellular component: cytoplasm; nucleus. Bases 446 to 790 code for a protein of 114 amino acids. The record is from RefSeq and is a predicted model, not a curated record.